UAAGAUUGCUUCGCCAUGCUCUACGAAAGUAUAUGUAAACAUGGCUUCCAUUAGGAAACAGCAGUGCAGUUGCUUCUAUGCCAGCUAGCUAAAUUCAACGUGUUGCAAGACCUGUAACCAGUAUCUAGAUACUUUGCCGUAUUUCUGACUAGUAGGUUAGAAACCUUACGAGAGCAUAUUACAGAAAAGGAAUACAUAAAAAAGAUUUCACUUAUCGUCAGGCGAAAUGCAGCAGCCAUCGUCCAAUACUGCAGGUGACACCUUCGGACCUGGACCUUACAUACCACCGCUGCCAAUACAGCCAGGUGGUGAGAGCACGUGGGAUCCGUUGCAAAGGAACAUGCCAAUUGCAUCGUCUGGGACGUUGUGGCCACCUCCAUAUAUGCCACCACCACAACAAACUCCUCAUAAAGAAUGGACACCCGCCGCUCCAGGAUAUGGUGGUCAACCAUACGGAUAUAGGCCCCCCAUGCCAAUGCCACCGCCCAGAUUUGACGGUUACGGACCUCCAAGUGUAUCCCACGGCUUUGGCUUUGAUCACACUUUACCACCACCGGCCCUCCCCAGUCAUUCGGGACCGUGCCACUUCCCCCCAAUGAUGAGCGACCUUCAAAGACCUCCACACAUUGGAACCUCACAGUCCGACCCUAGCACUCUGGGUGGACCUGGGAGAGCGUGGGCAGGUACCAAUAUUCGAAUGACAUUUGAUCAACAGUCCACCUACCCCAGGACAGGCUCACUAGACAGCCAAUAUGUCUUUCACUCUAACAGUAGAGUAGACCAACCAGACCAUUGUUUUUCUGAAAAUCGUACACCCCUCCUUAAAUCCCCCUGUGGGGCUCCCCGGGGGAAAGAGCUCAAUUUUCCAGGCAAGACCAUGACUGCACAGCCUCUGGAUGAAGAAGCCCAUCAGAGGAUGCAGGAUGAGCAAUGGCUCCAACGUUUUUUGAGGAACAGAGUAAAGCAAACUAUCCAAACUCCAGAACCAAAGAAAUCAAAUUUAAAAGUAUCUGUCCCUCACGUAAGAGAUGCUAUCUACGGGGCAGUUGAGCUUGUCUCAAAGCUGUCCAUGGCAUGUGAAACAUUGAAAGGUAAUUUGGAGAAUGAUAGUGCUUGGGCAGACUCCUACACAGAAGCGUUGAAUGUGAAAAAGGACCUGCAAGAGAGACUGAAGAUGCUAAGUGAUCCUGAGUUUAUGGCAGGUCUAAAAAAGAAGCUGUCCUGCAUCAGCAAGAGGAGAACCAGACGCCAUCGAGGGAAACUGGUCAGCCUGGAAGAUAAACAGAUGAGAGAAGAACAGAUGGCUGAGAAAGAGGCAGCAAUAGACAAAUGGAGGAUGAAACGCAUACAAGAAGUGGAGGAGAAAAAGAGGGAGCAGGAGCUGAAGUUGGCAGCAGACGCGGUUCUCUCUGAAGUGAGGAAGAAGCAGGCAGAUGUAAAGAGAAUGCUGGACAUCCUCCGUUCUUUGGAGAAACUACGCAAACUCAGGAAAGAGGCAGCGUCUCGGAAGGGGAUCUUCCCAGAGCAGGAGGCCGAUCAGGUGUUUGACGGACAGGUGGAGCGACUCAGAGGGCUGAUAAAGAAGAGGACGGCCGUGUAUGCUGCAGAGGAGAACGCUCUGAGAGUCAUGCUGGAGGGAGAGCAGGAGGAGGAGCGGAAAAGAGACCUGGAGAAACGACAGAAGAAGGAGCAGGAGAAACUUGUGAAGAAGAAGCGGGAGAUGGAGGUCAUGCUCUUCGGAGAUGAGAUGCAUGUUGAGCACCCCUUACAGCCCUUCAGGGAGUACUACACCCAGGCCGAGCGUUCAGUACCAGCUUUGAUCCAGAUACGGAGAGAGUGGGAUAUGUGCCUUGUUCCUGUGGACUAUCCUGAUGGUACUGCAGUGCCCCAGACAUGGGUCCUCCCAGAGCCCCCGUCAGACGAGGUGUGGGCCACAGCCCUGGACAGAAACAGCCUCCCUGACUGAUGCUAUACAGCCACAGGGAGAGCUGACAAAGGGACUGGUCAUAACCCAGCCAUGUGCUUGUCAUUAAGACAAAAGGCAGAAUGCAGUUUUUUUUAUCUAACCCUUAUUUCUAGUGUUGUUAUGAUGCCAAAACAGGUGCAGUAAGGUGUUUAUUUUCACAGUUUCAUGUGAGUUGACAUGUAGGCUAUUAUUUCUUUUAAUUGUUAAUCCCUUUUGUAUUGUUCACUUUUUUUAUUUAGGCAUAGGGUAUUUGUAUAUGUGUAUAUAGUGUUUCUGUAUAUGUGUAAUGCUACAAUGCAAAUCUGUAUCAAGUACAAAUAAUAAAGUACUUCAAUGACUGAUU
Osmerus eperlanus (European smelt) is the source of this 2309-nucleotide messenger RNA. It is a transcript of the gene pdcd7, whose product is annotated as programmed cell death 7. Lineage: Eukaryota; Metazoa; Chordata; Actinopteri; Osmeriformes; Osmeridae. The transcript is spliced from 5 exons. The record is from RefSeq and is a predicted model, not a curated record. The coding region runs from base 227 to 1966 and encodes 579 amino acids.